Messenger RNA from Podarcis raffonei (Aeolian wall lizard), 4719 nucleotides. RefSeq names its product large tumor suppressor kinase 1 (gene LATS1). Gene Ontology annotation, biological process: regulation of organ growth; G1/S transition of mitotic cell cycle; hippo signaling. The record is from RefSeq and is a predicted model, not a curated record. Gene Ontology annotation, molecular function: protein binding; protein serine/threonine kinase activity; ATP binding. Bases 695 to 4051 code for a protein of 1118 amino acids. The transcript has 8 exons. NCBI's taxonomy places the organism in Eukaryota, Metazoa, Chordata, Lepidosauria, Squamata, Lacertidae. Gene Ontology annotation, cellular component: spindle pole.
UCCGACAAAAUGGCGGCCCGGAACUGAACCCCGGAAAAAAGGGGGUGGGUGGGAGAUAUUGCAGGGGGGAGGGGACGAGCAACUGCUGCCAUCAGCACCGGCGACCGAAGCCUUGCUGGCCGCUGCAGAGACGCGCCGCUCCCGCCCCUCUGGGAAUCGCUCGCCUUGAGGCGCUGCCGUCUCCUCCUCCUCCUCCUUCUCCCUCAGGCAGGUGGGUAGGAAGGCUUGGCUGUAGUUCCGCCUCAGGGAAGAAAACUCGGUGGCUAGUUAAUGGGGAAGGCCCUGCGCACCGCACGCCUUGGCCUGGGGUGUUAUAACGGGUCCUUCGCUGCCACGGCAAGAACGUCGCUGCCUCCCUGGCGUGGUGAGCGUCUCACCUCCUUCCUCCCCCCGCAUUCCUCCGUCUCCGUACAGCUUCUCUCAGGCAGGUUUCUGGCCUUUUUGGUGUUGUGGGCGUUCCUUGUUAGACCAUCCGUCCCAUUCAACCUUAGACACCCGCUUGCAGCCACCUUAUUUAUUUCCUGCUCUCCAUCCGUUCCCCACUUUUUCAUGCCGUGCUGACGAGAAGUUGGCUGACCUAGGUUUGAAUGAAUGGUUAUCCUCCUGGAAUCAAGGUCAACCGUCAAUUUUGAAGUUGCCAUACAACUUGUUGAAUAUAUUGAAGGUGAAUCUUCGUUAGAGGUUAUACAGUUUCAUGAAGAGAAGUGAGAAGCCAGAAGGUUAUAGACAAAUGAGGCCUAAAACUUUUCCUGCCAGUAAUUACACUGGUAGCAGCCGGCAAAUGUUGCAAGAAAUACGAGAAAGCCUUAGAAAUUUGCCUAAGCCCUCUGAAGCUGCAAAAGUUGAGCAAAAUGUGGGUAAAAUAUCAACUGAUGAUCCCAGACAGGGUCGAAAUCCCCCUAAAUUUGUGACCUACCAUAAAGCAUUACAAGAAAUUCGGAAUUCUCUGCUUCCCUUUGCAAAUGAAACAAGUUCUUCAACAAGAGGAACAUCAGAAGUUAAUCGGCAGAUGUUACAAGAUCUACAAGCUGCUGGAUUUGAUGAGGAUAUGGUUGUACAAGCUCUAAGACAAACCAACAGCCGCAGUAUAGAAGCAGCAAUUGAAUUCAUAAGUAAAAUGAGCUACCAAGAUUCUCGGCGAGAACAAAUGGCAGCGGCAGCAGCUAGACCUGUUAACGCUGGCACAAAACCACCAGGGGGAGUGCAGCAGUCAGUCAACCGCAGGCAGAGCUGGAAAGGUUCUAAAGAAUCCUUGGUGCCUCAGAGACAUGGUCCUGCAUUGGUAGAUGGCCUGGCAUUUCAUUCCGAGAAUCCCAUUUCUCAGCCUGAUGGAGGCAGACCCUUGUCUGGCUCUGGAAUAACAGGAUUUGCUCAGGCUCAUCCUGGUAAUGGACAAAGAGCAAAUCCGCCACCUCCACCUCAAGUAAGGAGUGUAACCCCUCCUCCUCCACCUCCCCGAGGAACAACUCCACCUCCUCCUUCCUGGGAAACAAAUUCUCAGACAAAACGGUAUUCUGGUAGCAUGGAAUAUAUGAUCUCUCGCAUUUCUCCAGUGCCACCAGGGGCAUGGCAAGAUGGCUAUCCUCCGCAACCUAUAAAUCCAUCAUCGAUGAAUCCUUCCACACAGGGACAAAGAGGUAUUAAUUCUGUUCCUGUUGGCAGGCAACCAAUAAUCAUGCAAAGUUCAGUUAACAAUAAAUUUAGUUUUUCAUCUGGAAGGGCUGGAAUGCAAAAUGGCAAUUGUCAGACUGAUUAUAUUGUUCAUCAGAAUAUUGUGCCUGGUAACUCAGCGAAUCGUCAACCACCACCACCUUACCCCAUGUCUCCGGCAAGCCAGCAAAGCCCCACACCUUUGCAAAUGCAAGCAGGAGGCUCUGCAGCCCCAUCAUAUCCUAACGGGAACAUUCCUCAGUCUAUGAUGGUUCCAAACAGAAACAGCCACAAUAUGGAGCUGUACAAUAUAAAUGUUCCUGGAAUCCCAACAUCCUGGCCCCAGUCGUCCUCUGGGCACGAAAUUCCAACUUGGCAACCGAAUAUUCCAGUAAGGUCAAAUUCCUUCAAUAACCCUCUUGGAAGCAGACAAAGCCAUGCUACCAAUUCACAGACUUCUGCCACCACAGUAACUGCUGUUACUCCAGCUCCUAUACAGCAGCCAGUAAAAAGCAUGCGUGUACUGAAACCAGAGCUGCAAACUGCCUUAGCUCCUACUCACCCUUCUUGGAUGUCACAACCAAUGCAGGCUGUCCAACCCAUCUCCUUUUCUGAGGGACCAUGUACAAAUAUGGCAGUCCUGUCACCUGCGCCAGAGGCUCCAACAUAUCAAGGUCCUCCACCACCGUACCCAAAGCAUUUAUUACACCCAAAUCCACCUGUCACUUCUUACGAGUCUGUUGCAAAGCCUGGCAAAGAGGAUCAGCCCAGUUUCCCUAAAGAAGAAGAAAGUGAAAAGAAUGAGAACAGCGAGGGAAUGGAUAGAGAAAAGAAGCAAAUAACAACUUCACCAGUCCCUGUUAGGAAAAACAAAAGAGAUGAAGAAAGAAGGGAGUCCCGCAUUCAGAGCUAUUCUCCUCAGGCUUUUAAGUUCUUUAUGGAGCAGCAUGUCGAAAACAUACUGAAAUCUCACCAGCAGCGACUCCAUCGUAAGAAACAACUGGAAAAUGAAAUGAUGCGGGUUGGGUUAUCCCAAGAAGCCCAGGAUCAAAUGAGGAAAAUGUUAUGCCAAAAGGAAUCUAACUACAUCCGUCUGAAACGGGCAAAAAUGGAUAAAUCAAUGUUUGUUAAGAUUAAGACCCUUGGAAUUGGGGCAUUUGGAGAGGUGUGCUUAGCAAGAAAGGUGGAUACAAAUGCCUUAUAUGCAACAAAAACUCUACGUAAAAAGGAUGUGUUACUUCGGAAUCAGGUUGCUCAUGUUAAAGCUGAACGGGAUAUUCUUGCAGAAGCUGAUAAUGAGUGGGUAGUUCGUUUGUACUAUUCAUUCCAAGAUAAAGACAAUUUGUACUUCGUUAUGGACUAUAUUCCAGGAGGAGAUAUGAUGAGUCUGUUAAUUCGAAUGGGGGUCUUCCCAGAAAAUAUGGCCCGGUUCUACAUAGCAGAACUGAUCUGCGCAGUUGAAAGUGUCCAUAAGAUGGGAUUCAUUCAUAGGGACAUAAAACCAGAUAAUAUUCUGAUAGAUCGUGAUGGCCACAUCAAAUUGACUGACUUUGGGCUUUGUACUGGCUUUCGGUGGACACAUGAUUCCAAAUACUACCAGAGUGGUGACCACCCACGUCAGGACAGCAUGGAUUUCAGUAAUGAAUGGGGAGAUCCAGCAAGCUGUAGAUGUGGAGACAGGCUGAAGCCACUUGAACGUAGAGCAGCACGUCAGCACCAGCGCUGUCUGGCACACUCAUUAGUUGGGACACCAAAUUAUAUUGCACCAGAAGUAUUGCUGCGGACAGGAUAUACACAGCUGUGUGACUGGUGGAGUGUUGGGGUGAUUCUCUUUGAAAUGCUUGUUGGACAACCUCCCUUUCUGGCACAAACACCAUUGGAAACACAGAUGAAGGUUAUCAAUUGGAAAACAUCACUGCACAUUCCACUGCAAGCAAAACUAACGCCAGAGGCAUCUGACCUUAUUAUUAAGCUCUGCCGUGGGCCAGAAGACCGCUUAGGCAAGAAUGGUGCAGAUGAGAUAAAAGCACAUCCGUUUUUUAAAUCUAUUGAUUUUUCAAGUGAUCUGCGGCAGCAACCUGCUUCCUACAUCCCUAAAAUUACGCAUCCCACAGACACAUCAAAUUUUGAUCCAAUUGACCCAGAUAAAUUAUGGAGUGAGGAUAAGGAAGGGAAUGUAAAUGACACACUUAAUGGGUGGUAUAAAAAUGGCAAACAUCCUGAACAUGCUUUUUAUGAAUUUACAUUUCGAAGGUUUUUUGAUGACAAUGGUUACCCUUACAGCUAUCCCAAGCCUAUUGAAUAUGAAUACAGUAAUUGUCAUAGAUUGGAGUCAGAAUCAGAUGAAGAUGAGGAGAGGACCAGAAGAGAGGCCCAAAAUCAUGAUCUAGUUUAUAUUUAGUGGAGGACUUAAACCAUUCUUUGGGAUUUCCAAGAUGUAUGCUACAAGAGAACCUGAAAAACAAUUGGAAAGCUGGUUUUCUGCGCACUUGGGGUGGAGAAAAAGGAUGCAUGAUCAUUGUUGAUCUAGUGGUUUUUCCUGUCUUUCUUUUCUCCCUAUAAACACAGAAGUCCUUUUUCAAGCAUUCAUUUUUUCCAGCAUUGUUAAAGAGGAAUAUAGGAAACAGUAAUGUUAGGAAAAAUAAAUUGUAAAAUAAAUAGUUACACCUUUGUAAAGUAUUCAGAUUAGGAAACUGUAAUUUCUUUAGGAAAUUAGAUACUUGUCUAUUUGUAUAUAGACCACAUACAUUUAUUUUCCUCCCUUAAUUUUUCAUUUUUUAAAAUUGCCUUAGCUUGACCAAAUAUCAUUAAUACCAUGUACUUACUAAACUGAUAGUUGUUUUUCCUGACUAUUUAUCAAAUUCUCACUCUAGAUGAGACUGCAGAGAGUAAACUAGUAGGGAUUUUCUGGCACUCUGUGGGGGUUGUGGGUUUGGAACAAAGAAGCAUAGGAUUAUAAUCCGAAACCCAUUUAGAAGUAAACUGUUGAGAAUGUAGUGGGACUGACUUCUGAGUAAACAUGCAUAGGAAUGUUUGUGUUUCUUCUGACAAUAAAUGAUGAUGUCCACA